Molecule: messenger RNA, 1203 nt
Organism: Contarinia nasturtii (swede midge)
Lineage: Eukaryota; Metazoa; Arthropoda; Insecta; Diptera; Cecidomyiidae
Product: cathepsin L1-like
Exons: 6
Coding region: 101-1111 (336 amino acids)
Biological process (GO): immune response
Cellular component (GO): lysosome
Molecular function (GO): cysteine-type endopeptidase activity
Source: RefSeq, a predicted model, not a curated record
CAGUCUGUCGGUUCUUUUGUUUCAUUCGUUGUAGUGUCAAUUGGAAGUUGUAGAUUUUGAUAAGUGCUUAAGUAAAAACAAAAACAAAUUGAAUAUCCAAAUGAAAAUGACGCAAAAGCAUUUUGUUGUAUUCAUUGGAUUGAUUGCCAUUUCACAUGCAAUCACAAUUUUGGAAAUACGAGAAUGGUUUGCAUACAAAGCGAAACAUUUGAAAAAAUAUUCAAAUCAUGUGGAUGAAUCAAAUCGACUGCAAAUUUUCUUAGAGAAUAAAUUGAAAAUUAUCAAACACAAUUUGAGGUUUGAAGAAGGUCUCACAACAUAUAAAAUGGGCCUGAAUAAAUACAGUGAUUUAUCGCAUAAAGAAUUUGUGUUUCAAAUGAAUGGCUUGAAGGAGUCGUUGAGAGCACGACAAUCAAAUGUAACUCUUUCUUACAAUGGAGCUGCCGGAUUAAAGGUUCCACGCGCUAUUGAUUGGAGAGAUCUAGGAGGAGUGACACCGGUAAAAGAUCAAGGCCAAUGCGGUUCGUGUUAUGCAUUUUCCACAACAGGUGCACUUGAAGGGCAAUAUUUUGUAAAAACUGGAAAAUUGGUGUCGUUAUCGGAACAAAAUCUUCUCGACUGUUCGGCUGCCUACGGUAAUGAUGGCUGCAAUGGUGGCUUCAUGGACAAUGGGUUUCAAUAUAUCAAAGAAAAUGGUGGGAUCGAUACCGAAUCUUCAUACCCCUAUGAAGGGAAUGCCAUACCAAUUUGUAGAUUUAGUCGUAGAAAUAUAGGCGCAACAGUUACCGAUUUUGUAGACAUUCCCGAAGGCGAUGAACAGAAAUUGAAGGAAGCCAUAGCGACAGUCGGUCCGGUUUCCGUUGCCAUUGAUGCUUCUCAUCCAUCCUUUCAACAUUAUUCCAGUGGAGUAUAUACUGAAAGCGAAUGCACGAUGACGAAUCUUGAUCAUGGCGUAUUGGCCGUUGGUUAUGGAACUGAAAAUGGUCAAGAUUAUUACUUGAUCAAGAACAGCUGGGGCACAUCGUGGGGUGAUCAGGGAUACCUUAAAAUGGCACGCAACAGAGGUAAUCAAUGUGGAAUCGCAACUUCAGCGAGCUACCCUUUGAUUUGACCAUUUUAAUUUUACGUAAUUUAUUUGCGAUUUUGUUCUUUAAAUAUAAGAUUUUUGUUGAAAAAUGUAUGUUAAAUAAAAACCCAAAUAAA